Messenger RNA from Drosophila novamexicana, 2660 nucleotides. It is a transcript of the gene Rim2, whose product is annotated as mitochondrial carrier protein Rim2. The record is from RefSeq and is a predicted model, not a curated record. The transcript has 7 exons. Gene Ontology annotation, cellular component: mitochondrial membrane; mitochondrion. NCBI's taxonomy places the organism in Eukaryota, Metazoa, Arthropoda, Insecta, Diptera, Drosophilidae. Gene Ontology annotation, biological process: mitochondrial transport; pyrimidine nucleotide import into mitochondrion. Gene Ontology annotation, molecular function: pyrimidine nucleotide transmembrane transporter activity. The coding region runs from base 542 to 1636 and encodes 364 amino acids.
UGAAAUCAACGCAACAGACGUGUACUCUUCGCUCCAAUUGCUGAAUUCGCCGAAAAAUAAAAGCACAAAUAUAUUUAUGAAUUUCGUGUAUAACGUAAAUUUUCGCAUAAUUUGGCCAGUAUAAACGUUAAAGUGCAAUUUGUUUGUAACAGUGCUAAUUGUUGACGCGCAGUGCGCUAUUUUUGUCAACAUUCUUUUGUGUGUUUGAUAAGAAACCCGUGAAAUUUGUUAUAGUUGCAUAACCCCUGACCAUUGUAAGCGCCAAAAUAAGAACGCCCGCAGGCAACAACAACAACAACAACAAUAUCAUUGCUGCUUAUGCAAAACAAAACAGCAAAGAGCGAAAACCAAAAAAAAAUUCCAUUGCGGUGUAGCGGCCGUUGCCGCCGGGAUACAAGCCCGCUCCCCGCCGGCUCAGAGGCCGUCGAGCUACAUGCGCUGCUCGUUAACGGGGAUUUGAAGUGCGCGUUAAUUAUACCAAGUUAAAUUUCACAUUUACAAAGCCACUUUGCGGCUGGGGCAAGGAAGAUAAAACCCGAUUAUGUCCCAAAAUCGUGAUACUCUGAUACAUUUGCUAGCCGGCGCAUCGGCGGGCACAGUUGGCGCUGUGGUAACAUGUCCCCUGGAGGUGGUCAAGACGCGUCUACAGAGCUCGACGGCAUUUUUGCCGCCGUCAACGCGGAUUGUUGAGCCCGCUGGCGGGCCGGCGAACGGUGGCGCCUCCGAGCUGCUGCGGCCGGAACAACGACGUAAGCUAAGCACAACGAUAUUACGUAACAGAUCACAGCCACAGGUGAUUGGGGGUGUCCGUAGGAUUAUGGCCAUUUCACAUUGCGGCAUCUCAUCGACGACCACAAAGUCCAUGAGCAUUGUUCAGUGCUUGCGAUACAUUGUCCAGAAUGAAGGUCCCCGCGCACUCUUCAAAGGUCUCGGUCCAAAUCUUGUGGGCGUGGCACCAUCGCGUGCCAUCUACUUUUGCACCUACUCGCAAACAAAAAACUCGCUCAACAGCUUGGGUUUCGUUGAGCGCGACUCGCCGCUGGUGCACAUCAUGAGCGCGGCCAGCGCCGGCUUUGUCUCGUCCACGGCGACGAAUCCCAUUUGGUUUGUCAAGACGCGACUGCAGCUCGAUUACAAUUCCAAGGUGCAGAUGACGGUGCGGCAGUGCAUCGAGCGUGUGUACGCACAGGGCGGCAUUAAGGCUUUCUACAAAGGCAUCACGGCCAGCUACUUUGGCAUCUGCGAGACAAUGGUGCACUUUGUCAUCUACGAGUUCAUCAAGUCCAAGCUGCUGGAGCAGCGCAAUCAGCGGCAAUCGGACACAAAGGGCUCACGCGAUUUCCUGGAGUUCAUGAUGGCUGGCGCCGUCUCUAAAACGAUUGCCUCCUGCAUUGCCUAUCCACACGAGGUGGCACGGACGCGCCUGCGUGAGGAGGGCAACAAAUACAACACGUUCUGGCAAACGUUGCACACGGUCUGGAAGGAGGAAGGACGCGCCGGACUCUACAGAGGCUUGGCCACGCAACUGGUGCGACAGAUACCCAAUACGGCAAUUAUGAUGGCCACCUAUGAGGCGGUUGUUUAUGUGUUGACGCGACGCUUUAACAAUAAAUCGAACGAGUUUUACGAUUUUUGAACCAACACGAGGACAACACAAAAUUGCCACGCCUAUUAUAUACCCCCGGACUAGUUAACAGCGAGGAGGAAACCCAAUCUGUGCAUAUAUAGACGCGACUGCUGCAACUUAAUCUAAUUGUAAUUUAAAUAUGGUUUUUUCUAGACGAUUUAACCAACGAGCGCAACACUUGGUUAAUUAGCUCCUAAGGCAACGAACUCGAGAGACUUGAGACGUUAAUAUUGAAAAACGUUAAACGCACGAAUUAUGUUCUAUAUUGCUAAAAGAAAACCAACAUUGAAACAAGGCGAAAAAAAGAAAAUUGAAAGAUUCGCAAACGUUAUCAAAAUUAAAGAAAAGGCUUAUUAGUUAAAGUUAUAUAUAUUUACACUUAAAAUGCAUAUAGAACAUGUGUUUGAUAUUUUGAUAUAAUAUUCACUUGUAUAUAGAGUUUCAGUAGACUUCCAAUAAAUAUUUAUGAUGUACAUUAUAAUAGUUAAAGAUUAAUGUGAGAAAAGUGCGCUCGGCAAAUUGUGUAUAUAAGAGAAACCUUUGCUUAUAAUAUAAUUUAAAACGUUGCCUUCCUAGUUUUUAGUUGAAUAAGCACAAUCUGUAGGAAUUACAGCCGCAGGAUGUGCUAUCAAGUCCUGCGGUCGCAGUCAUUAGGCGCGCAAAUCCAAAUUGUCCAAAUCGACGCCGCCAUAUAAAUACAUAUAUAAAUAUCUAUGUAUACUUAUGUAAUUACUCUCAUUAAUUUGUAGAGAAACGGUAUGCACCACGCAGCGUAUACGUAAUUGUUGUGUUAAGUUUUCUCAAAUGCGAUAUAUAUUUUAGUUAACAUUAAUCUAUUCAUUAAAUAUUAACGAUACGUUGCUGUUUAUUUAGUAAUUAAUCUAAUGCCACUAUAUAUUUUAUAGUGGCCUUAAUCGUAUUUAAUUGAUAACGAGCAAAGAACGAAAGAAAAGUACUGUGAAUAUUUGAUAACAAUCUAAUUGAAUGGUGAAAUCAAUAAAUCUAAUUUUUUGUUUAAAAAUAAACACUGUUU